AUGUUUCUCGAACCAGAUUACUUCUUCCCUCUCUUCAAAGAAAAUCCAGCCCGAAACCGAGUGGUCCCCCAAACAGUGCGCUCCCCUCCUCCAUCCCAAUGGACCAUUGCUCCAUCAGCGAGGCCAAAUUGGCACUACCAACUGGAGAGGAUCAUUCCCCCAGAGAUUCUAGGCGUCCGAGCUGAAAUAGCAAGGCUUCAUUACGAAAAGAUGAUUGAAGGCGGUUAUAUCACUAUUAACAAAUCGGACAUGCUUGUUGGGCCAAAUCUCUUGUUAUCACCACGCGAUUGGGAGCCCUUGACGGCGGCUGAUGUUACUCAUGCGCCCCCGCGGGUCUUCUAUGGUCCUAAUUCACGCAGAAACACUUCUAGCGUAUCUGAGACCACCUGUACUCUUCGGUCAUCUUAUGGCGAUAUAUGCCAUUCGCCCGAGCCACGAGCGACCUUUGAUUGCCCACUAUAUGGACCGUUCCUCAGAGCCUGGUCCAAUGCGCCAGACAGGGUCCAUUGGGCAUGGAAAGCGGGACUCGAACGGCUACAGUCACUCCCGGAAGGCGAACGGUCCGAAGCAGCUCUACGAAAGCUCAACGGCGAUGCUGGGGAUGCUGAGAAACACGACUAUCGGCUGCUUUCUGAGCGGGUCGACGCUAUGAAUGAAUUACGAGCAUUGUCAGACCAGGAUUUGCUUGUUACACUCCCGGGCAUCUUUGGUCGAAUUUUGGGCCUUGCUCCCCCUACUAACCUCGUGCUGUCCGAUCAUUGGGAAUAUCACUAUUCGAUUGAGGCAUUAAACCAUGGAGGAAGAGAAGCGGAGAGCGAACGAAUUUCCGAUAUGUUACGGCAACUAAAGCGAGCAAAGUAUGCAUACAAUUUCCCGUCCCAAAAUACAGCAACUGUGCAACAGAAGUUUCGUGAGCUACUGAACUUCUUUGAAAACGACGCGAGCCGCUUUGGACGUUGGAUGGAACCCCGUUGGGUCGAGUUCAGACCUGUACGGCCCAUUGUCCUAGACUGA
This is a messenger RNA of Trichoderma aggressivum f. europaeum, 1014 nucleotides long. RefSeq lists its product as uncharacterized. Bases 1 to 1014 code for a protein of 337 amino acids. The record is from RefSeq and is a predicted model, not a curated record. Lineage: Eukaryota; Fungi; Ascomycota; Sordariomycetes; Hypocreales; Hypocreaceae. The transcript has a single exon.